This is a messenger RNA of Eublepharis macularius, 1472 nucleotides long. RefSeq lists its product as uncharacterized. The record is from RefSeq and is a predicted model, not a curated record. Lineage: Eukaryota; Metazoa; Chordata; Lepidosauria; Squamata; Eublepharidae. The transcript is spliced from 11 exons. The coding region runs from base 129 to 1364 and encodes 411 amino acids.
UGUGUGUGUGUGUGUGUGUAUUGGAACUGAUGAAGCCUACAAUUUGUUGUUAUACUUGAUCAUGCUGAACUGCUUUUCCAAAGCAGAUUCAGCAUUUCAUGGAAACUAAAAUCUCUGGAUAAGAAGUCAUGCCAAAGCUAAGAAGAAAGUCAAAAGCCAGUUCAGAUACCCAUAUUCUUGAAAAGUUUCUGCAAACCUAUGAAAAGCAUUGCACAGGAACCCAAAGUUGUAUCAGUACAACUAUCAAACAAGGUUUAAAGAAAUGCAUAGCAAAUGAAAUGCUUAUUACUAAGUUUGUGCUUGCCAAUGUUGAGACCUCACUGAGAAACCUGAAACCAGUUUCUCUUACUCCUUUGCUAAAGACUAUUCGAGAUGAACGGUAUCAGUUGGGAAAGGAGCUCUGUCUCUGGGGAAUUCAAUUACUACCUCAAGAUAUUGCAAACCUUGCAAUCUUGCUAGAACUGGAUGGACGUACCAUCUAUCCAUUUUCUAAAUUAGAAAUAAUUCAUACUGAACUAGACCUUUGGUCAAUGGAGAGACUGGGAAUGGCUCUGCCUUACAGCAACUUGAAUUCCCUUGUUUUGGAUUAUUCCAGAUGUGGAGAUAAUGGUGUAAAAAAACUUAUUUCUGGACUGGAAGGAAACACAAAGCUUUUAACUCUGAGUCUCUGUUACUGUGACUUAGGACCUGAAAGUGGGUCUACACUGGGAACUAUUGUAGCCCAAACUGCCAUUUGCAACCUGUACAUUAAUGGUAACAACUUGCAAUGUGUGGGUGCCACAAAACUCCUGAAACCAAUAACAGACUACGCAGAGAGCCUUGGACAAAAAAGGAGAGAAAAUGCCUUGGUGUACAGCAAUGACACUACUCACCAAAUUGCUGCAGUAGCAAACAAAGAUGCAGGCAUUCAUUCAAAAGUUGGCAGUCUGAAUGUUACUUCUAAAGCAGACAUGUUUACCACAUUGGAAAACACUAAGAAGAAAAAAAGAAAAGGGUUCAAGAAAAAAAGUAAGCAACCUGAUCCAGGCCCAUGGCUAGCAAAACUGCAUUUAGCUGAUAAUGCUAUUGAUAAAAGGUUAAAUCAAAUAGAAAAGAGCAUUAUGGAGUGUAUUCAACUUUUGAGUUGUCUAAUCAAGAAUUCUGAACAUCUAGUUGAAAUUGAUAUCAAUGGCAAUGCAAUAGGAGAACAAUGUGCAGUCAAGAUAUUGGAAGCUCUGAGGGACCGGAAGAAAGAAGAAAUGCCAGGCUUAAAGAUUAAGGUAACCCCUCAGAUUACAUCAGAAACCUUUCGGGAAAUUUUCAGGAGCUGCUCAAAACUUUCCCCAACUAAAAAAAGAAAGAAAAAGAAAACUAAGAGACUAUGAAGUUCACAUUUGCUUUCUGGAAAGGCUUGAUUCAAGGAAGUUAAUACACUCUAGCAAACUGCUUCUUCAUAUAAUGUCCUAAUUUUGUAAACUGUGUAUACAAACAGC